Fusarium oxysporum Fo47 is the source of this 336-nucleotide messenger RNA. RefSeq lists its product as uncharacterized. The annotation marks the transcript as partial. The transcript has a single exon. Gene Ontology annotation, cellular component: glucosidase II complex. NCBI's taxonomy places the organism in Eukaryota, Fungi, Ascomycota, Sordariomycetes, Hypocreales, Nectriaceae. Gene Ontology annotation, biological process: N-glycan processing. The record is from RefSeq and is a predicted model, not a curated record. Gene Ontology annotation, molecular function: alpha-glucosidase activity.
CUAUUUCUCGGUACAGCCGGUUUACCUCACAGGCCCACUGUUAAGAGUGAUUCAGACUCGGUGGAGAUCUAUAUUCCUAAGGACGAAGUGUACUAUAAUUACCUUACAUACCAGACACAGUCUACUUCUAAAGGUAAGGGACUAAACGUGGCUACACCACUAGAUGAAAUUACACUUCUUAUACGCAGCAGCCACGUCUUUCCGCAACGCGAUAUUCUCAACCGCUCUAGCAAAUCUAUGCAGUUUAAUAAAUAUACUCUGAUUAUGGCUGUUAAGAAGACAGCUACUACACAGGGAAACCUCUAUGUUAAAGAUGGUAACUUGUUUGACUACUAA